Messenger RNA from Pararge aegeria (speckled wood butterfly), 1526 nucleotides. RefSeq lists its product as uncharacterized. NCBI's taxonomy places the organism in Eukaryota, Metazoa, Arthropoda, Insecta, Lepidoptera, Nymphalidae. The coding region runs from base 368 to 979 and encodes 203 amino acids. The transcript has 3 exons. The record is from RefSeq and is a predicted model, not a curated record.
ACCACCGGCAGUCGCAGAAUGGCGCCCGCUUCGGCAGCACGUCGCGCCGCGCUUACUUGAGCCUGACACGCGCGUACAACUGCCGACUGCGGCUGUCCGCAUAGACAUACCGUCCGGUACGAUGACUGUCCGUAACCGUGGACCCGCCAGCCGCGCUUUCUACGCUCCAACGGUACAGGGUGACCGCGAUCCAAGCCGUUACACUAAUCUUGUUUACAUCCCAACUGUUUACUAGACCUAUUAUAAAGUUUCCCGACCAUCAACAUUUACUACAUCGUGCGAAUGCGUACCGGCUGAAACAUUGCGAAACUUUUGUAGUGAAGUUUAAAAAUAAAUUUGCGUCAGUGCUGAGUGACGCUUGAUCGAGAUGUGCUCGUGCAGCAAGUUCUACGACUUUUGGAAAAACUCAUGUGGUGCAGGCAUGUCCUUAGAUGAGGGUAGACAGUCGCAGCGCCCAUACCGCUAUGGCAUGGUGUUGCUGUGCGCGGGCGCGCUCAUAAACUGGCUGGGCUUGGCCGAGGACUACGCGGAGCCCGUGCGCUACGUUGGCGUGGCCUGCAUCGUCGCCGGAGCUCUGCUCAUCUGCGCCGCCAUGUGCUGCUGGCUGCAGUCCCCGGCGCGCCAGCCGCAGAAUGACCGCGCUUCGCCAGACACCCACCAAAUUGACGAUCCUAUCCACGUUAUAUCAAUGCCAGAUGAGGAAACGAUGCAGCAGAAGCCACCAGACUACGACACUGUGGCGGGCGCGCCGCCUACCUAUGACGACGCCAUCAAGUUGAACCCGGCGAGACUGUUGCCGGCUACGAGCAGUGCGCGGAGCCCCGCAGCCAGCCACCAUGCUCCCAGCACUGAAGUGACCAUCAUUCCUGGCCAGCUGGACGACGCACAGGCCGUGGCCUCCGUGCACGCCCCCCACGUGCAAUCACAGGUCCCCAAGACCCCGCCACCGCCGUACAGACCACCCCAAGCGAUCAGAUGAAAGGUCACCCGGAAACAUGUGCUACUUUAAAUCGACUGCUGUUUCAUGUGAUGUGACUUGUAAGUUGUAAAUAUGUUGACGCCGUGAGCCGCGAGCGUUUGAUCAGCCACGUGGCUCUACGGACUCGUUGAAAUGUUGCGGUAUUAUAUUGAUCGUAUAUCACACAUAUCCACACAUGGAACUCUUAUUAUUAGGAUGUCGAGCGUAGGAACGAUGCGUACUUAUGUGAUAUUAAAAAAGUUAAAUGUUUAACUUAAUUUACCUACCCUCUUGUAUAUACUUAUUUUAAAGACCUCAUUAUAAAUUAAUUUGUUGAUUAGUGGGCAAAUUAUAACAUGUACCUACCCUUAAGUAAUACAUUUUCUACCACAUGGCAUAAACUCCUGUUACCUAAUUUAUUUAUUAAGUAAACGUAGGCAGCUUAAUUCAAAAUAUGAAAAGAAAAAAGUCUAUGUAGCAUUUAGAAUCAAUGAAAACAACAGUGCCAUUAAAAGAAUAACUAAGGUAGAUUUUUAAUCUUAAAAACUUACAUUUGGUACAGUAUUAU